Messenger RNA from [Candida] anglica, 4412 nucleotides. The record is from the annotation of a GenBank genome assembly. Lineage: Eukaryota; Fungi; Ascomycota; Pichiomycetes; Serinales; Debaryomycetaceae.
ACCUUCUUUACCAGUUUCCCCCAUUCUUCCGACAUAUACUAAGGGUAUAGCUCGUCACUAACAUUACAACAUCUUUUCACUUUUUUAAAUCUUUCACUUUGGAAUCUCUGCCUGCACGGUACACGCGUUACCUGCACUCCUUUUCACCAAAGCCCUUUUCAUUUUCCUCCUCACGGCAUUAACCAAAAUCCACAUACACUCCACUUUCUGGUCAGUUUUAGUUCUUCACACCACCACAUCCACCCCAUCUGUCCAAUUUCUACACUGGCCAACUCAACCAGGGCACCAAGAUCGCUCUUUUGUACCACCCUAGCACGCUUUACCGAACUUUCUGUGUAGCAGUUCCCCCUCACCAAGGACUUGUCACUCUACAUCGAUCCAACUGGGAAAGUACACCAACCCCUCCUUCCCGUUUCCCAGAGCAGCAGCAUAUCAUAUUUCAGGUCCAUCGACUUUUUGCAACUUCUGGGAAAGUCGUGGCCAAGUACUAUAGAACGGACAGAACUCCUUGACUGGAAAGCUUCUGAUUACGAAAAUAAAAAAAACACACAACUUCCAGCGGAACACAUAGAAAGAAAAUCAUAGACAUGAAGGUUACCCAGGACAUACACACGAACGCCACUGAUCCCACAGGCGCAUCUUCCCACGAAGGACUAACCUCUAAGCUGCCAUCGUCGCGAUUUUACCUUGCUGAAGACGACGACGACGACGACGACGACGAAGAGGACGAUCAAGAGACGCCGUUACCCCCUCAUCCUUCCUUCCACCAAACCAUUCCACAACUCCGAGUGGAAAAAUGUAGACAGCCCAGCAAUUUGUCCUUGUCCACAUCAUCCAAGAGCUCUUCUCCAGAACCUAAUCUGCACGGGCUCUCCUUGGAAACGCGACCAGUUCAACCGGGCAUCGGCCACCAAAUAAGUCGAUUCAACAGCGCCUCAUCCACAACCUCAUCCUCCCCAGCCAGGGACGCAUCCACACGAGAGGCGAUUCUCCAAUUCCCCAUAGAAUCAACCCACGCGUACUCGUACGCCCAUCUCUCGCCAAAUUCACUUGCACUUCGACUCAAUGUUCUCAAAAGAUCUCUCCAAAUCCUUAAGGAAAGACCAGUCCUUUUCCAUUCCAUCAAAAAGGAACUGGAGCGCCUGGCAAGUCAUCUGCAACCACCACUCUCCCCUUUUCUCCCGACACCUUCGUCAACUAUUCGCCUGCUUUACAAAAACCCACUGGCCAACAAUUCACAGGAACUUCAACCAACGUCAAAGAUCCAAGCAAAUGCAUCUUCUGCGGCGCUUGCAGCUUUUUUCCGUCCAACUCUUCAACGAAGUGAUUCUCUCCCAAUAAACCAACUUUAUUCCACGAGAGAGGUUUCCCCCCUAGGUAGUUCCAAGCUUUCAGAGCUUCAAGCCCCUUCAUCAGGAUUACCAGUUGCUUCGUACCAAUCGGGUGGUGCUUCCAAUGUCAAGGAAGAAAGGUCUAGAUCUGCAUCUGGUGUACUGAGCGAGAGAGGAUCUAGAUUAGCUAGUGGGAAAGUUAGGUCCCGAUCUUCACAAAGAUCUAAAUCAGCUUCUGGCACCGCGCAUUCCACUGGCCCUUCAACUACGAAAUCUGACUUCAUUUUAAACAAUGAUCUCCGAGACAUCAUCACCAUUUUGGAAUCAGAUCAAACCCUUGUGGAAGACAAUCUGGAAAUCGCAUUAAAUUUACAUCAACUUUCUCUCGCAUCAGGCUCAGACUCCUUUGAACCGGUGAAACAAGAUUACCUUGUUCACAAACUUCUCUAUGCCUUGGCGACACCAUUUAUAGAAUCAUCUUUGUCCCCUCCAGCGUUAUUAUCAUCCGAAUAUUCAGAAACAAGAGCUGACUUGAUAAGUCCUGCCAGUGCCAUGAAUUUAUUUCAAUAUGGUCAGAAUGCCGGAGGAGCUCCCGCAUCAAACCCUCAUGAGGUUUCUCGAAAUGGACCAAAUGGUUCAAACACUCCUGAACUAUCUAGAUUUAGCUCCAGUGCUUCAGCCAACACAGCUUCUCUCACACCAACGCCAACAUCCGCUUCUAACUCCCGUCCCUUCCAUGGUAUGGCAUCUAAAACACCACUGCCACAAUCUGUGUUCACUGUGGAUACAGACUCCCCUUGGUCAAUCAAAGCUGCCAACGAUCUUGCAUGUCUCAUGUUUGGAGUGUCCAAGGGCAUGAUUCGUUCAUUGACCCUCAUGGACUUGGUGGCCCCUCAAUUCCGUCAGUUUGUUUCCGACAAAAUAUCUACUGCCACAGCAGACAACAACAGCAAUAAUAUUAUCUUUGCAGGAGAAAUCGUGGCAGUGGUACGGCCAGGGGCCGCCGAUUAUGCAUGGACCAGUAUUUGGGCCAAGAGAAGAGGAAAACUCAUUAUUUGUAUGUUUGACCAAAUUCCCUGCGAUGCCUUUGACGUAGAAGUUGGUGAAAUAAAUAAGCAAGUGUGCGUGAAACUGGUAAAGAACAUGACUGGGAGAUUAAUUCCAGACGCUAAAAUCACAUCCAUGAGAGAAAUCAGUCAUUCCAUAGAAGAUUUAUUGAAUGGUGUAGAUGAAUCAUUUGAAGCAUGCCAAAAUAUUAACUCCCUUAGAUACUUUACUUUACAGUUACCAGGCGAACAGAGCAAUCUCCCAUGUGCAGUGACAUCUAUCCCAAUGGAAGAUGAAGAUUAUAACCUUCUGAUUAAGGUGAAGGUUCAUUCAUUGCCUUAUAUAGCAGGGAUCUUUGUCAUCAGUUCGGAUGAUCAUACAAUUCUUUCUUGCAAUAACGCUAUUGCUAAGAACUUGUUUGGUAAAUCAUCCGGAGACUUGUUGGGCAAACUGAUUGAUUUAUUGGUCCCCGACUUUAGUUUGAUCUUGACAACUGGCCUUGCUGAAAAUACAUUUAGUUUAGUACCUGGCUUGGUCUUACCUGAACAUUUUUUCAGAAAGUAUGACGCCAAAAGAAGGUCUAAUGAGGGUGAAGAAGAAGAAGAAGAGGAGGAACUUUUCUUUACAUCAAGAGGUGUCAGAGGUAUUCAUCGUGAUGGUGAAGAGAUUUGGGUUGAUAUCCAAUUAAGAGUCACCCUGAGCGAUGCCUUUGUUCUUUGGAUUACUUAUUCAAGACUGGCCAGUGGGAAUAGUAUGGCAGAAGAAUUAGAUAGAUUGAGCGCAAGCACUAGUUCCCUUAGCUUAUAUGGAGGAUCUAGAGUAGUGGGAGAAAAAGGUGGAGUUGAUCUUCCAUCCCAAAUGGAUCUAUUCCCCGAAGAUGAGAGUGAUUUGGUCGAGCUAGGAGGUAGUACCGACGUCAGUCGAGCCGGUAGUGUUAGAAGAAAAGACAAAUCAGAUGUUUCUCAAACAUCCCGUGACAAUAAAGAUUCAUUAGCAGAAUCCCAAACAACUUUGGGCUCUAACUCAACUCAAGCGUCAUCUCCGAAAUCUUCGACCUCCCCGGAAUUUACAAAGAAAGAUACCACCUCAGAGAAGAAUGAUCCAACCCUCAAAGAGUCCACUAAAGAAUCAGGCACAAAAUCACUUUUCCCUACCACCGUAGGCGCUCAAAGAAGAACCAAAAAAUUCUCUGAAUUUACGGUCAUCAAAGAUAUGGGUGAAGGUGCCUAUGGGAAGGUUGUGCUAGCUAUUCACAAGGAAGAUCCAGCAUACAAAAUCAUCAUCAAAUGUAUCGACAAGGAACGUAUUCUUGUAGAUACAUGGGUGCGUGACCGUCGACUCGGUACUAUUCCUUCCGAAAUCAAUAUCAUGGCAUUCCUCAAUACUGCGCCCCACCCCAACAUUAUGGCAAUAAUUGACUUUUUCGAAGACCUGAAAUACUACUACUUGGAAACCCCUCUCUUUGGAGAUCCUCCAGCCAUUGACUUGUUUGAUUUCAUCGAAAUUCGUAAGAAUAUGACCGAAUCCGAGUGCCGCUUGAUUUUUCGUCAAGUGGCGCUGGCUGUGCAACACUUACACCACCAAGGGAUUGUUCAUCGAGAUAUAAAGGACGAAAACGUUAUUGUUGACGAACAUGGGGAUAUUAAAUUAAUUGAUUUUGGUAGUGCUGGGUAUGCUAAGCUGGGUCCUUUCGAUGUUUUUGUAGGUACCAUCGAUUACGCAUCACCAGAAGUUUUACGUGGUGAACGCUAUGCGGGCCAACCGCAAGAUAUGUGGGCCAUGGGAAUUCUUUUGUACACGGUGUUGUUCAAGGAGAACCCUUUUUACAAUGUGGACGAGAUUAUGGAGGGAGAUCUCCGUAUUCCAUACGGUGCCAGUGAAGGAGCCGAGGCGCUCAUUCGUCGGAUUCUUGUUCGUGCGGUUGACGAAAGACCUACUAUUGACGAUGUAGUCAAUGAUCCAUGGUUGAAUUUAUAGUAAAAUUAGGAUACGCAGCAUAAUUCUAAAUAAUUGUAAGUAAAAAGUAUAAUAAGU